UUUCCCUCACCCUCCUCUAACCCUCUCUCUCUCUCUACAAUUUCAAGCCAUGGUCAAAGCUGGAGGAACUCUCACCAAGCUCAAGUCCGCCAUUAAACGAUGGCCCUCGAUCUCCAAGCUCGGUCGGAGCUCUAGCUCCGUGUCGGUUGCUGCCGUGAGCGACGGUGCCAAUAUCGUCGAGGACAUCUCUAAGGAGCUUCACACAGUCUACGUCGGUAAGUCUCGACGUCCGUAUUUCGUCAGCUUAGAUGUCAUAGCACACCCUCUAUUUCAAGAGUUGGUUGAUAAGUCAGCGUCUGACAAUGACGGUGCUGUGGUCGUCUCUUGUGAAGUGGUCAUGUUUGAACAUUUGUUGUGGAUGUUGGAAAAUGCCGCAACCCAAUUGGGGUCGACGGAGGAACUCGUUGAAUNUCCCAUUUUAUUUUAA
Molecule: messenger RNA, 427 nt
Organism: Cucurbita pepo subsp. pepo (vegetable marrow)
Lineage: Eukaryota; Viridiplantae; Streptophyta; Magnoliopsida; Cucurbitales; Cucurbitaceae
Source: RefSeq, a predicted model, not a curated record